This is a messenger RNA of Ilex paraguariensis (yerba mate), 363 nucleotides long. The record is from the annotation of a GenBank genome assembly. Lineage: Eukaryota; Viridiplantae; Streptophyta; Magnoliopsida; Aquifoliales; Aquifoliaceae.
AUGCUCCUAGUCGCUCUUAAUGAGCCUGAGGUAGAAGAAAAACUUGAGUCUGGACAAGGCAAAACAACAGUCCGCCGUUUCUUGUCUAGAUUUUGUACACCAAUAUUUUUGGAGUCAUUCAUUUUAACCUUUCUAGCAGAGUGGGGUGAUCGUAGUCAGAUAGCUACAAUUGCUCUCGCCACGCACAAAAAUGCUCUUGGAGUUGCAGUAGGGGCUAUUCUAGGACACACGAUAUGUACGUCCCUGGCUGUGGUUGGAGGAAGCAUGCUAGCAUCUAAGAUCUCGCAAGGAACAGUUGCAACAAUUGGGGGCCUUCUUUUCCUCGGUUUUUCCUUAUCGUCAUAUUUCUAUCCUCCCCUAUAA